This is a messenger RNA of Necator americanus (New World hookworm), 942 nucleotides long. RefSeq lists its product as uncharacterized. The record is from RefSeq and is a predicted model, not a curated record. The coding region runs from base 1 to 942 and encodes 313 amino acids. The transcript has 3 exons. Lineage: Eukaryota; Metazoa; Nematoda; Chromadorea; Rhabditida; Ancylostomatidae.
AUGGCAACUACGAGAGAGAUAUUCAGCAAAGAUGCGCUAAAGCUAACUCGCCAUUCAGCUCAUGACCAAGUCCCUGUGGUCGAUCCCAUCGCCAACGAAGUCAAGCUGCAAGUCUAUCUAUCUGCAAUUCGCCCUAUCAUGAUAUACGGAUCAGAGACUUCGGCAGCGCCGGCGACGGUAUUGGAAAAGCUUAACUGCAUGGAGAGAAAGCUUUUUAGACGACUGCUAGGCUACUUUUGGCCGUUGGUAUGCCAUAACAAAGAACUUUACUCGGAAGUGGACAUGGUGUACCGGCGGAUGACACGCGGAAAACGUCAACAUCUUGCCCGGCCUUCUGAAGUAGUCAUGGGAAACCAUCUUCGCUUCUUUGGUCACGUUAUGAGGAGACCGUCUGAUCGUCUUGUCAAAGUAGUCCUGAAGAUGCUUCCAGAUCCUAAUUGGAAAAGGCCUCCUAGUCGUAAAAGAAGGUUCUGGACGAAGGUGGUUAAGGAAAAUCUGACGACACUUGGCGUUCACACCCAGUUCAGUCGAGACGUGAAAUUUUGCCGUCAGUGGAAUAGCGACGGAGGCGGAUCGGUAGAUUCUAUGCGAACUCUAGCUGAAGAUCGAACAGGACUGAGCCCUGCGUUUUCAGACGUUGGACGGUAUGACCAUCGAGAGAGGAGAUCAAUUAUGAGUUUGCUCAAGACAACUUCGGCUCUGAGCAAAGUUGCAAUUGCGAGAGCGAUUGCACCACGCGGAUAUCCGCUAACAUCACGGCAACAUCAGUCACAUCAUGCGUUUAAUAAGGAUGUAGAAGUGAUCCGCAACGAGAAGUCCUCCUACAAAUUCGCUGUCGGAGACUUGAACGCAAAGCUAGGAAAUGCGACAGAAGAGGAAUACAGGAUCGGAAGAUUUGGACUAGGGGACCGGAAUGAAAAUGGCAAUCAUCUCGGAGGCUAA